GUCAAGCAGUAUAAAAUUCAACAAACUUUCCUAUUCCUAGGCGAGGCUCAAUGCAUGCUUCCACCACAACAAGACAACGUGAUUAGUGAGACAUCCCAACCUGCUGGAAAUAUUUCAACGUCCACUCUCUUUGACUUCCCUGACAAUCUAGUCUUUUGGACGACCAGGAAACAUGGGGGGAACAAAAAAGAAGAAGUAUGAGAGAGGAGCGGCAACAGCUUUUGUGUCGAGAAACAAAGCCUUAAAGAAGUUGCAGCUCUCUCUCCCAGACUUCAGAACGUUGUGCGUCUUCAAGGGCAUUUACCCGGUGGAGCCUCUACACAAAAAGAAAGUGAACAAAGGUAGUACAGCCAUCAAGACCUACUACAAUCUCAAAGACAUCCAGUUUCUGUCACAUGAACCUCUCAUCAACAAAUUUAGAGAGAAAAAGCAUUAUGUGCGGAGACUCAAAAAAGCUAUUGCAAAGAAAAACAGAUUUGCAGAGUCCAUCAUUAGAGACAACAAACCAGUGUACAGCUUGAAGUCUGUGAUCAAGGAGAGAUAUCCGUCGUUCACUGAUGCGCUACGGGACCUGGACGACUGCCUCAACUUGAGCUUUGUUUUUGCCUCACUCCCUCACUCCAAGCUGAUUCAUGUGGAUCUUGUGCAAUUGUGUCGCAAAAGAACCGUUGAGUUCCAACACUUUGUGAUGGCCACCAAGGCAUUACGAAAGGUGUUUGUAUCGAUCAAGGGCAUUUACUACCAGGCAGACAUCAAAGGGGAGACCAUCACAUGGGUUGUGUCACACAAACGAGGGCACCAGCAUCCGCAAGAGGUGGACUACAAGAUCAUGAAGACAUUUGCGGAGUACCACUCUGUCCUUUUGGGCCACAUCAACAUCAAGCUGUACAGCGAUUCUCAUCUGGUCUAUCCACCACAGAUUGAAGAGGAGAUCGGCUAUGUGUCUAAAAAGUUCUGCCUGGAAGGAGACAAAAUGGAUGAGCAUUUGGCUUGUUUGUCCUUGCCCAUCAAGUCGGCCGGAGAUUUUGUAGAGGAGGAAGAAGAUGACCCAGAGGUGGAUCAGCUCAAUGCAGCCACCGAAGACGAUCCAGACUUUGUGGAAAAGUCAAAAUUGGAGGCAGAGAGUGUGCGACAACUGCAGAGCUUGUUCAAGGGGUUGAAAUUUUUCCUUGGCAGGGAGGUCCCAAGAGAUGAGCUGACGUUUGUCAUUCGAUCAUGCAGUGGCCAGGCAUCCUGGGACGACAUGCUUGGGCUGGGCGCGACGUAUGAGGAAUCGGACGACUGCGUCACUCACCAGAUUGUUGACCGACCUGCUGUACAGAACCAGAGACUGGACAGGACGUAUGUGCAGCCCCAGUGGGUGUUUGACUGCAUCAACGCUCGGGUUUUGCUGCCAGUGAAGGAUUACUUCCCUGGAGUACCAUGCCCCCCUCAUCUGUCUCCCUUUGUGGAGGAGAAGGAAGGAGAGUAUGUACCGGAAGACAAAGUCAAGUUCCUCAACCGCAUCAAAGGUCUUGACGAGGCGGAGGAGGAUGAAUCUGAGCCAGAGGACAGUGAGGAAGAAGAGGAAGAGGAGGAAGAAGAAGAAGAGAAGCCUAAGAGCAGAAAGAGGCAGAGGCAGGACACAGAAGAAGCAGAAACAGAGGGCAAAGUGGCAAAGAAGUCAAAGGUGAACUCCAUGGCCGUGACGGAGGGACGCGUGGAGAAGGUGGACAAGGGGAAGUUACUGGCACGCCAGCAGGCUGAGGAGAAGCGUCUCGGUGAGAUGAUGAUCCCAAAGAAGCACCGCCGACUCUACCACAAGAUCAUGACUUCCAAAAAGAAGAGCUCACAAGAGGCGAAAAAACUGCAGGAGAAGAAAGACAAGAUUACUAAGGAAAAGAAGAAAAAGAAGAAGCAAACUGGAUAGAUGUGUUGACGUGUGUGUGUGGACGUGUUUUGGAUAAAUGUGUCGGAUGUAUGUGUGUAUGGACGGGUUUAGAAAGUGAUACUUUUUGUAUGCUGGUCAAAAGUUGUGAGUGUCUGUGAUGAGGAUGACGACGAAUGGUUAUGUCACGUGUAUGAUGAGGACUGUGUGAAUGCAUGUCGGUAGAAAUCUUGUAUUGUUGCCGUAGAUGUACUUCAAAUGUGUUAACAUGGAUUUUAUUGGGCAAUGUUAUUUUUCUGCGUCAAACAUUGGUAUGGUGGAAAUAAAUAAUUAUACGAAAACCUC
Molecule: messenger RNA, 2212 nt
Organism: Aplysia californica (California sea hare)
Lineage: Eukaryota; Metazoa; Mollusca; Gastropoda; Aplysiida; Aplysiidae
Product: pescadillo homolog
Exons: 15
Coding region: 173-1909 (578 amino acids)
Biological process (GO): ribosome biogenesis; maturation of LSU-rRNA from tricistronic rRNA transcript (SSU-rRNA, 5.8S rRNA, LSU-rRNA)
Cellular component (GO): nucleolus; PeBoW complex
Molecular function (GO): RNA binding
Source: RefSeq, a predicted model, not a curated record